AUGAAAUGCUCAGCAUGUGAACAUUCUGUCGAUCGAAAUGAAUUAUUGCGAUGCAUUUUAUGUAAAGGAACCUAUCAUUAUAUGUGCCUUAAUAUUACAUCUGAGAAAUUUAUGGGUAACUAUCAAAAAUUUAAAAGAUCAUGGAAAUGUCCUACUUACACCAACGUUACGAAACGGCGAUCCAGAAACGAGGACACACCGGUAAAAGUUAACUGUGGGGAUUCAUCACCAUCUGAAGUUAUUAACAUGUCUAGUGAUAACAUGAAAGCAAAUGAACUGCCGCCUUCGGAUAUAGUGCACCGUGGAGGUAAAAAACAAAAUACUUCUACUUUUUCUUUAGAAGAAUUAGGUAAAUUGCUUGACUAUAAAUUGGACACUAAGUUACAAAACACUUGUCACUCAUUAGCUUCGGAAAUUGAAAUUAAGCAAGAAUUUAAUGAAGUUUUAAUGAAAUUGAAAAGUGAGUUUUUGAAAAUAACCGAAUCCCUAACAGGUGAAAUAUGCGACUUAAAAAAGAGAAAUAAGUACACUUCGCGAAAAAGUUCAAACAUUUGA
This is a messenger RNA of Parnassius apollo (apollo), 555 nucleotides long. The record is from the annotation of a GenBank genome assembly. NCBI's taxonomy places the organism in Eukaryota, Metazoa, Arthropoda, Insecta, Lepidoptera, Papilionidae.